AUGUUCUCCCAACUCCCCGACGAGCUCAAUGAACAGAUUCUGUCCUUCAUUGAGCUUGAUAGCAAAGCCACGCUUAGAAGCAUAUGUCUAACAAACAAGACGGCGAACCGCUUGGCGACUCCAUUGUUCUACAGCCACGUUGAUGUGGUGGGUAACAAAUUCGAUGCUGACAACGAUCGUGAUAUCAUCCGGCUGGGGCGACUCUGUCAGACUCUCGUCGAAGAUCCACCGCGCUGUGCGUAUGUUAAGACCAUCCGACUCGCAAUUACGCGGGAUGACAAGGACUUCCGCAUCGUGGACUAUCUUAAAUUCAACACACAACAAUGCGAGCAGGGUCUGACUGGAUUAUCGAAUGAUGUGCGACACACCAUAAGCACAUACCUACGUUCCGAAGAGACCAAUAUGGAGCCACUGCCUCGCGCGACCCUAGGAGGCUUGCUACUAGCUAUGUGCCAUCAGGCGAGAGUGCUGCAGCUGGAAGGCGACCCGAACAUGAUUGGCGAAUCUCUCUUGAAAACCAUUAUACUGCAGAUGAGCACGCAGCCUCCAAUUUUGGCUUUGCAAGACGUCACUCUGCCCUGUGGUGCAGGCCAGACCAUUUCGGUGCCAGGUCUUGUGCCCAUUCUACGUCUUCCUUCGUUGCGCAAGCUGAAUUUGCAUAACUUCGUACUACAUCCACAGUCUUUCGCGCCUGGUCUCACGGCAAAUGUCAGGAGCUCGCUGCAGGAGCUGAAUUUGACGUACUGCACAUUCGAUAUUCUGGACUUCGCGCCCUUACUGCUGUGCUGUCCCAACUUGCGCUUACUCUGGAUCGAAUGGUACAAUAGGGAUGACAACUUCUGGCGCAUGGACUGGCCUGCUCUCGGUGGCGCUGUACGAAGAUUGGCUAGUCUUGAGUCUCUCCGUCUUGAACACCGGCAUGACAUGUCCAUGACUGUGGCAUCAAGAGAAGCCAAUGGCCUCGUUCCUCCAGGUAUGGAGGUCAAUCACAUAUUACCAAUGGGGUCAAUCAAGAGUUUGCAGCGUUUGAGAGAGAUCAUUGUGCCUUCUUUAGCUCUUUUUGGCAGUGAUGGCUUUCGGACUGAUAAUCUGGACAACGAACAAUCCGAAGUUCUCUCAACCCUGCUUCCAGCGUCUUUACAAGAAUUGACUUUGUUGUACGAGGAUAUAUACCUUGCUGGCACCAUACGCUUGUUACCACUGGAUCCUAUGGUCGCAAGGCUCGACGACUUCGUCCUUUACAAUUGUCAAAAGGACAGGUGGAUCACCAAAGACGGCGUGGAAGGCUUCGUUCCAGUUCCUGUUCCAGACCUAACAGGCACUGCUCCGCGGUCCAUGCUAAACAACAUCCCGUUACUGAUUGAGAAUCUGAGGGAUAGCUUGGGCCUGUUGCCUCCUGCGAUGCGCUCAGCAGUACUUGAUCAGUGGCAUCGCGAAGCGGGAGAAGAGUUACCUCUUGGGGAAUGCAUGAUCAUGCGCGCUGCCUUGCAAGAGGUGAGGUCUAUUUUUCGACUUUGA
This is a messenger RNA of Cercospora beticola, 1518 nucleotides long. RefSeq lists its product as uncharacterized. The record is from RefSeq and is a predicted model, not a curated record. Lineage: Eukaryota; Fungi; Ascomycota; Dothideomycetes; Mycosphaerellales; Mycosphaerellaceae.